UUAUUUAUUAAAUUAUUAUUCUAUAUUUAAAAAAGAAAAAACAAAAAUGAAAACUUGAGAGAAAAUAGAAGGAACAAGUGAAGUGUCUAGAACACUCCAAAGACCCAUUGAUUGUUCUUUCCUUAAAGCCCAAGAAUUUCACACCAUUUCCUUCCGCCAUUGUUGUACCUUCAAACACCCACACUCUAAACGCUCUAAAGUUCCCAAAUUGAUCUCUCAUUUUUAAUUUUAGGGCUAAUAAAAGUUGUUUUGCUAUGGCGGGAAGAGGAGGCGGUAGAACCAGGGGUUUGUUGCCAUUUCUGGCACUUGAAACCGUCCUCCAUUAUCGAAGGUUGGAGAGGAAGCCUCCCGUCACUGCCGGACUUAUGGCUGCUAAUUGUCUUAUCUAUUUGAGACCUGCUUUUCUCGAUUCGAUUCUUCCUACCAUUGAUGAAGUCUGGUUCAAUCCUCGUCUCAUUUUCAAGUAUGGGGACUUGAAGCGAUUUUUCUUGUCGCCAUUCUAUCACAUUGGCGAGCCUCAUUUGUUUUACAACAUGUUGUCACUCUUAUGGAAAGGCGUUCAGCUCGAAACUUCAAUGUCGAGUGUUGAAUUCGCAUCCAUGGUUGCUUCUUUGCUCGCAAUGUCCCAAGGAAUAACCCUUCUGCUUGCCAAGUCGCUUCUAUUGUUCUUCGAUUAUGGAAAACCAUAUUACUCUGAGUAUGCAGUUGGAUUUUCCGGGGUCUUAUUUGCCAUGAAAGUAGUCCUCAACGCACAGUCUUCAAACUACACCGACGUUUAUGGACUCAUAGUCCCAUCUCGCUAUGCUGCUUGGGCAGAACUGAUUCUUAUCCAAAUGUUUGUUCCCGGGGUUUCCUUCCUCGGUCAUCUGGGUGGAAUUCUGGCUGGGAUUGCUUAUCUUCGGUUGAAGGGUAGUUUUUCUGGACCCGACCCGCUCUCUAUCCUCAUUGGAGCUUUCAGUCAAGGUCUCACGAGCUUUGUAACAUGGCCAAUGAGGAUUGUUAAGGACUUGUUUCGAUGGAGGAGACGAAGAAUAUCUGGUAGGGGAUAUGUUGGAGGGGGCGGGAAUAGGCGAGGAAGAGCUGAAUCUCAGGCCACUUGGAGAUGCCCUGCUUGCACCUAUGAUAAUUAUGGCUUGUUAAGCAUAUGUGAGAUGUGUGGCACCAGUAGGAAUGGGGAUGAUUUAUCGAGUUUUAGUCCUCCAUUUUCGAGGGGUUCGGAUGAUCGCCUUUCUCUAGAUGAGCUACGCCGAAGGAGAAUUGAAAGAUUUAACAGGUAAAGAUUUAAUGGGGUUUUGAUGUAUUUGGGGGUUAGAGACUAUCAUAUAGUUUGGCAAAGAUGUAUAUGAAGAAAUCGAAAUUGAUCUGCCAUUGAUGGUUUCUCAUUCCUUCCCUGAAUUAGGAAUAUACACACAAACAGAGCUUAUUCUAAGACCAAACUCUUCAACUCUUAAAUGGCAAAGUUUGAUGGGAAAAUAUUAUAUAUGUUUUUUUUUUUCAUUAUUCAACGAUAUAGAAAGGAUGUCCUAAGUUAGAGAGUUUAAUUGGUAAAUAAGUUUCUGAACUGCAAAUUUAGUAUUUGUUUUUGGUCUUUUGAAAAAAAAAAUGUAUAUUUUAAAUUUGUAAGUUUGAAUUUUUCUUUCCCAGAAAUGGAAGUAUAUAAUUUUAUUUUUUUUGCAAA
Molecule: messenger RNA, 1678 nt
Organism: Cannabis sativa
Lineage: Eukaryota; Viridiplantae; Streptophyta; Magnoliopsida; Rosales; Cannabaceae
Product: rhomboid-like protein 14, mitochondrial
Exons: 2
Coding region: 255-1277 (340 amino acids)
Cellular component (GO): membrane
Molecular function (GO): serine-type endopeptidase activity
Source: RefSeq, a predicted model, not a curated record